UGCUGAGGAGCUGGGGACCAGGAGCUGGGAAGGGACCCCGCAGCGCCCCGGCCAAGGGGAGCUGACGGCGUGGGAGCACCGGGCUCUGCCCCCCGCGCUCGCCAACGGUGAGGGGUCCCCAGGCCGGACGGCCACCGCGGUGUCCCCCACGGCACUCCCAGCGUGGCGGGGCUGCUUUCUGUCGCAGGUCUUUGCCGCCCUCCCCGUGAUGGGUUAGGGGGUGCAUUGGGCUGCAGGGUGGGGACAGCCCCGGGCCGGGUCCCUGCACACCCCGGGGACGGGAUGGCGGCGCAGCGGGUGGUGGGGUGGCCGUGUCUGGAGGGCGGCUGUCUUGCAGGGCACCGCGGCGUGUGCCAUGGGGGACUGGAGCCUGCUGGGGCGGCUGCUGGAGAGCGCCCAGGAGCACUCCACGGUGGUGGGGAAGGUCUGGCUCACCGUCCUCUUCGUCUUCCGCAUCCUGGUGCUGGGGGCGGCCGCCGAGCGGGUCUGGGGCGAUGAGCUGUCUGGCUUCUCCUGCGACACGCAGCAGCCCGGCUGCCAGAACGCCUGCUACGACAGCACCUUCCCCAUCUCCCACCUCCGCUUCUGGGUCCUGCAGAUCAUCUUCGUCUCCACCCCCAGCCUCGUGUACCUGGGCCACAUCCUGCACCUGGUGCAUCUGGAGGAGAAGGCAGAGCAGCAGGCGGCAGCGGGGGCUGGCGGCGGGGCCGGGCAGCAGCGCCCCGGGCAGCCCCGGCGUCCUGCAGGGGACAGGCAGGGACGGGUCUGCAUGCAGGGGGCCAUCCUGAGGACGUACGUCUGCAACGUCGUCUUCAAGGCUCUCUUGGAAGUGGGCUUCAUUGUGGGCCAGUACGCCUUGUACGGGUUCCAGCUGAAGCCCCUCUACACCUGCAGCCGCUGGCCCUGCCCCAACACUGUCAACUGCUACAUCUCCCGGCCCACCGAGAAGACCAUCUUCAUCCUCUUCAUGCUGGGGGUGGCCUGCGUGUCCCUGCUGCUCAACCUGGUGGAGAUCUACCACCUGGGUCUCACCAAGUGCCGGCAGGGGCCAGGCUCCAAGUCCCGCAUCCUGCCCGGUCCUGGUGUCCCCGCGGGGCCCCGCAGUGCCCACAUCACCCUGCCCGUCAGCGGCAGCCCCAUGGCUGCUGGCAGAGAGCCCCACGGCCUGGCACCCCUGGGAAAGGCGGGUGCAUGGCUGGGGGUGGCCAGUGGGUGCCAAGGGAAGGUGCGAGCAGCAGACCUGGCAGUGUGAACACAGCCUGCUGGGAUGCUCAGGGAUCAGUGACAGAUGCACGGGCAGCCACAGUUGUGGUUCCACCUCUGGGACCUGCCAGGCUCAUGCCACGGACCACAGGGCCAGCGCGAGGGGCGGGCAUGGCCCUGGGGACACGGCUCGGCUGCUCCCUGCACUCGUAGGAGCGGUGGGGCUGAAAGUAGGGCCGGGUCGGGGCAGGGGUCUGUCAGCGCCGGGGGAGCAAAUAAAACGCCCACUGCACCUCA
This is a messenger RNA of Calidris pugnax (ruff), 1500 nucleotides long. Its product is annotated as gap junction alpha-3 protein-like. The transcript has a single exon. The record is from RefSeq and is a predicted model, not a curated record. Gene Ontology annotation, biological process: cell communication. Gene Ontology annotation, cellular component: connexin complex. NCBI's taxonomy places the organism in Eukaryota, Metazoa, Chordata, Aves, Charadriiformes, Scolopacidae. Bases 356 to 1252 code for a protein of 298 amino acids.